Molecule: messenger RNA, 2802 nt
Organism: Echinops telfairi (small Madagascar hedgehog)
Lineage: Eukaryota; Metazoa; Chordata; Mammalia; Afrosoricida; Tenrecidae
Product: eukaryotic translation initiation factor 3 subunit C-like protein
Exons: 19
Coding region: 186-2720 (844 amino acids)
Biological process (GO): translational initiation
Cellular component (GO): eukaryotic translation initiation factor 3 complex
Molecular function (GO): translation initiation factor binding; RNA binding; translation initiation factor activity
Source: RefSeq, a predicted model, not a curated record
GAGAAGAGGAUUUGGGAUCACUUGGCAAGACUGGAACUAGGGACUGUUGUUAAUGGCCUUUGUUUCUUUUUAAAAGGGCACUAUUGCUGAGUGAGGAUGAAGAAGAUACCAAGAGGGUUGUCCGAAGUGCUAAGGACAAGAGAUUUGAGGAGCUGACCAAUCUUAUCCGGACCAUCCGGAAUGCCAUGAAGAUUCGGGAUGUCACCAAGUGCUUGGAAGAAUUUGAGCUCCUGGGAAAAGCAUAUGGAAAGGCCAAGAGCAUUGUGGACAAAGAAGGGGUUCCCCGGUUCUAUAUUCGGAUCUUGGCUGACCUGGAGGACUACCUUAAUGAGCUCUGGGAGGAUAAGGAAGGGAAGAAGAAGAUGAACAAGAACAAUGCGAAGGCCUUGAGCACCCUGCGCCAGAAGAUCCGCAAAUACAACCGAGAUUUUGAAUCCCAUAUCACAAAUUACAAGCAGAACCCUGAGCAGUCUGCAGAUGAAGAUGCUGAGAAGAAUGAAGAUUCAGAAGGCUCUUCAGAUGACGAGGACGAGGAUGAGGAUGGGAUGAGUGCUGCUGCCUUCCUGAAGAAGAAGUCAGAAGCUCCUGCUGGCGACAGUCGCAAGUUCCUUAAAAAAAUGGAGGAUGAAGAGGAGGACUCAGAAGACUCCGAAGACGAUGAAGAUUGGGACACUGGCUCCACAUCGUCUGAUUCAGACUCGGAGGAGGAAGAAGGGAAGCAGACUGCACCGGCCUCAAGAUUCCUCAAAAAGGCCCCCACCACAGAGGAGGACAAGAAGGCGGCUGAGAAGAAGCGGGAGGACAAAGCCAAGAAGAAGCAUGAUAGGAAAUCGAAGCGCUUGGAUGAGGAGGAGGAGGACGACAAUGAAGGCGGGGAGUGGGAACGGGUCCGGGGAGGAGCGCCCCUGGUUAAGGAGAAGCCAAAAAUGUUUGCCAAGGGAACUGAGAUCACCCAUGCUGUUGUUAUCAAGAAACUGAAUGAGAUCCUGCAGGCACGAGGCAAGAAGGGAACUGAUCGCGCAGCACAGAUUGAGCUGCUGCAGCUGCUUGUUCAGAUUGCUUCAGAAAACAACCUGGGGGAGGGUGUCGCUGUGAAGAUCAAAUUCAAUAUCAUCGCUUCUCUCUAUGACUACAACCCCAACCUGGCCACCUACAUGAAGCCGGAAAUGUGGCAGAAGUGCCUGGACUGCAUUAAUGAGCUGAUGGACAUCCUGUUUGCAAACCCCAACAUCUUUGUUGGAGAGAACAUUCUGGAAGAGAGUGAGAACCUGAGCAAUGCUGACCAGCCAUUGCGAGUCCGUGGCUGUAUUCUGACUCUUGUGGAGCGAAUGGAUGAGGAAUUUACCAAGAUACUGCAAAAUACUGAUCCUCAUUCUCAAGAGUACGUGGAGCAUCUGAAGGAUGAGGCAAAGGUGUGUGCCAUCAUCGAGCGAGUGCAGUGCUACCUGGAGGAGAAGGGCACCACCGAGGAGAUCUGCCGUGUCUACCUGCGGCGCAUCCUCCACACCUACUACAAGUUUGAUUACAAGGCCCACCAGCGGCAGCUUACCCCCCCAGAGGGGUCCUCGAAGUCUGAGCAGGACCAGGCAGAAAACGAAGGGGAGGACUCAGCUGUGCUGAUGGAGAGACUGUGCAAAUACAUCUAUGCCAAAGACCGCACAGACCGGAUCCGCACCUGCGCCAUCCUCUGCCACAUCUACCACCACGCUCUGCACUCCCGCUGGUACCAGGCCCGUGACCUCAUGCUCAUGAGCCAUCUUCAGGACAACAUCCAGCAUGCGGACCCUCCGGUGCAGAUCCUGUACAACCGCACCAUGGUGCAGCUGGGCAUCUGUGCCUUCCGCCAAGGCCUGACCAAGGAUGCACACAAUGCCCUGUUGGACAUCCAGUCAAGUGGCCGUGCCAAGGAGCUUCUGGGCCAGGGUCUGCUGCUGCGCAGCCUGCAGGAGCGCAACCAGGAGCAGGAGAAGGUGGAGCGGCGCCGACAGGUGCCCUUCCACUUGCACAUCAACCUGGAACUGCUGGAAUGUGUCUACCUGGUGUCAGCCAUGCUCCUGGAGAUCCCCUACAUGGCUGCUCACGAGAGCGACGCCCGCCGACGCAUGAUCAGCAAGCAGUUCCACCACCAGCUGCGCGUGGGCGAGCGGCAGCCCCCGCUGGGCCCCCCCGAGUCCAUGAGGGAGCAUGUGGUUGCUGCUUCCAAAGCCAUGAAGAUGGGUGACUGGAAGACUUGCCACAGUUUUAUCAUCAACGAAAAGAUGAAUGGCAAAGUGUGGGACCUUUUCCCGGAGGCCGAGAAAGUCCGUACCAUGCUAGUUAGGAAAAUCCAGGAAGAGUCUCUUCGGACCUACCUCUUCACCUACAGCAGUGUCUAUGACUCCAUCAGCAUGGAGACUCUGUCUGACAUGUUUGAGCUGGACCUGCCCACUGUGCACUCCGUCAUCAGCAAGAUGAUCAUUAAUGAGGAGCUGAUGGCCUCCCUGGACCAGCCAACACAGACCGUGGUGAUGCACCGCACGGAGCCCACGGCCCAGCAGAACCUGGCAUUGCAGCUGGCUGAGAAACUGGGCAGCCUAGUAGAGAAUAAUGAGCGAGUGUUUGACCACAAGCAGGGUACCUAUGGCGGCUACUUCCGAGAUCAGAAGGAUGGUUACCGCAAAAAUGAGGGCUACAUGCGGCGUGGUGGCUACCGCCAGCAGCAGUCUCAGACAGCCUACUAAUCCCACCGUCGUGUCUGCGGCCCAGACCACUCGGCGUUCGAGUCCUAAACCAUACCCAGUCAUUAAAGUCCACUGAGCGGUG